This is a messenger RNA of Mytilus californianus (California mussel), 2449 nucleotides long. RefSeq lists its product as uncharacterized. The transcript is spliced from 5 exons. Lineage: Eukaryota; Metazoa; Mollusca; Bivalvia; Mytilida; Mytilidae. The coding region runs from base 1 to 1950 and encodes 649 amino acids. The record is from RefSeq and is a predicted model, not a curated record.
AUGACAACAGUACCAACAGCAUCUGAGAUGACUACAGAACCAACAACAUCUGAGAUGACUACAGUACCAACAAAAUCUGUGAUGACUACACAACCAACAACAUCUGAGAUGACAACAGUACCAACAACACCUGAGAUGACUUCAGAACCAACAACAUCUGAGAUGACAACAGAACCAACAACAUCUGAGAUGACUACAGUACCAACAAGACCUGAGAUGACAACAGUACCAACAACACCUGAAUUGGCGACAGUACCAACAACAUCUAAAUUGACAACAGUUGCAACAACAGCUGUAUUGACAACAGUGUCAACAACAUCUGAGAUGACAACAGUACCAACAACAUCUGAGAUGACUACAGUAACAACAACAUCUGAGAUGACUACAGUACCAACAACAUCUAAGAUGACUACAGAACCAACAACAUCUGAGAUGACUACAGUACCAACAACAUCUGAGAUGACUACAGAACCAUCAACAUCUGAGUUGACCACAGUACCAAUAACAUCUGAGUUGACCACAGUACCAAUUACAUCUGAGAUGACUACAGUACCAACAACAUCUGAGUUGACCACAGUACCAACAACAUCUGAGAUGACUCAAGUACCAACAACAUCUGAUUUGACUACAGAACCAUCAACAUCUGAGUUGACUACAGUACCAACAAUAUCUGAGUUGACUACAGUACCAAAAACAUCUGAUUUGACUACAGAACCAACAACAUCUGAGAUGACUUCAGGACCAACAACAUCUGAGAUGACAUCAGUACCAACAACAUCUGAGAUGACUACAGAACCAACAACAUCUGAGAUGACUACAGUACCAACAACAUCUGAGAUGACUACAGUACCAACAACAUCUGAGUUGACUACAGUACCAACAACAUCUGAGAUGACUACAGUACCAACAACAUCUGAGAUGACUACAAAACCAUCAACAUCUGAGAUGACUACAGUACCAACAACAUCUGAGAUGACUACAGUACCAACAACAUCUGAGAUGACUACAGUACCCACAACAUCUCAGAUGACGACAGUACCAACAACAUCUGAUUUGACUACAGUACCAACAACAUCUCAAAUGACAACAGUACCAACAACAUCUGAUUUGACUACUGUACCAACAACAUCUGAGGUGACCACAGUACCAACAACACCUGAGAUGACUACAGUACCAACAACACCUGAGAUGACUACAGUACCAACAACAUCUGAGAUGACCACAGUACCAACAACAUCUGAGAUGACUACAGUACCAUCAACAUCUGAGAUGACUUCAGCAUCUGCAUUUACAACAACUUUAACGACAUCAAAUUUGACAUCAAUAUCAAAAAGACCUAAAUUGACGUCAGAAUCUACAACUCCUGAAUUCACAUCAGUCUCAAGAGCAUCUGCACUAAUAACAGGAUCAAUAAUGCAAACUGAUAUAUCAGUAUCUAAAACAGCAUCAAAUUCCGCCACAGAAACGACUGUAAAAUUAACUGAGACUACAGCAUCAACCUCAUUUGUAUCAACGUCACCAACAGAGAAAACAGUAUCAAUGUCACCAACAGAAACAACAGUAUCAACGUCACUUACACAAGAAACAGUAUCGACAUCAUCUAAUGAGACAACAGUUAUGACCACCACAUCUAAAGAAGGAAUUCUUCCAGACGAGAGAAGUAACCCAGAUACUAUUUUCUUGUAUGUUUCUAUUCCAAUACUUUGUGUGUUGUUGUUAAUAUUGCUAGUGUUUGCGUGGAAACAGAAAAUUAAAAUGAGGAAAAGUAAAAGUUUUAAUAUCAUGGAAAGAAAAGGACUUAGUACAAUGUCGUUGGAUGUUUAUUCGAUCAGAACCAAUGAAUCAGUUGAAGCAUUCCCUGCAGAGAAUGUCCUUAUGACAAGUGAUCAUGACCACCACGAACCACUUUUUUUUCAGAAAAUUGUCACAUUUUAUAAUCCUGAAUUCUAAACGUAACGUCAUGAUUAUGAAUAUUAAUUAUUUCGACAAUGGUUCCCAACAGUGAAGACGACCAAAACUGUAAAUUGGUCUUUUGAAUGACGUGAUCAAGUCUACGACUAACAGUGACAUUAGUGUACAAUCUACAUUUGCAAAUUGCAGUUAUAAUUAGACCAAUUGAACUAAAUAGUUGAAUGUCGCCAUUUGUGUAUAUGUGCCUGUCCUGCCGAAUCAGGGACCUAAUCAAUGGUGAAAAGGUCUUUCUAUGCACGCAACUGUAUGGAAUGGCUGAUUAAAUUUUGUCAUAUCGGUUUUUUUUAUAGCUGACUAUGCGGUAUGGGUUUGUUCAUUAUCGAAGGCCGUACGGUGACAUAUAGUUGCAAACUUCUAUGUCAUUUGGUCUCAGUUGGAGAGUUGUCUCGUUGACCAUCAUACCACAUUUUUGUGUUUUUAUAUAUGAUUACAUGGAGUUCUAUACGUGUUUCAAGAAUAAACUAAUAAUAAAACUUUA